Canariomyces notabilis is the source of this 1819-nucleotide messenger RNA. Its product is annotated as LIP-domain-containing protein. Gene Ontology annotation, molecular function: triacylglycerol lipase activity. The coding region runs from base 146 to 1528 and encodes 460 amino acids. NCBI's taxonomy places the organism in Eukaryota, Fungi, Ascomycota, Sordariomycetes, Sordariales, Chaetomiaceae. The transcript has a single exon. Gene Ontology annotation, biological process: lipid catabolic process. The record is from RefSeq and is a predicted model, not a curated record.
CAACCUACGUGCCGGAUCCCGGCCGUCUCCCCAAAGUUGAGCUCGGAACUGCUCAGUGCUGAACCAUCAUGAACAUAUCACGGCGAUAAGUAGCUGGCUCAGGGCUCUAAACAGUAUAGAGGCUGCAGGCAGCUAGUAGCUAACGAUGGCUCUCUUGGUUUCUUUCUUCCUCCUCUGGGGCAUCAUACUGAGCGGGGUGAGGCCAUCCUCAGUUGCCACUCUCUCCUCGCCAUCCACCGUCCCGCUCAAGACCCUCCACCAACUCCUCGAAGAAGCCGACCAGGCCGCCGCCGCCGCCGCACCUCAGGCAGGUCCCGCACUCCCUCUGCCUCCCAGCCUUGACCCCUGGUACCGCGCCCCAACCACCUACGACUGGACCCAAACCGAACCCGGACAAGUCCUCAAGAUCCGACAAGCCCCGUUCCUCAACUGGACGGUGGGCAACGCGCUACGGGCGUACCAGCUGCUGUACCGAUCAACCGACAGCCAGUACAACCCGGCGUGGGACGUGACCACACUCUUCAUCCCCCGCUGGCAGGCGCGCUGCUCGCCCCAGACGCCGCACCUCUGCGCGCACGCCGUGCUCUCGUACCAGCUGCCCUACGACACGUGCAACGUCGACGCCAGCCCCAGCUACGGCCUGCACCUGGGCGAGCCCUACGGGGAGAUUGCCGAUGCCUUGGCCCUUGGGUGGUUUGUUGCUGUGCCGGAUUAUGAGGGGCCCUUGGCCAGUUAUGCUGCGGGGGUUCAGGCGGGACAUGCUACUAUUGAUGGGGUUCGAGCUGUCCUGCAGGUUGGCGGCCUGUUUGGUUUGCGCAUGGAUGUCACCAAGGUUGCGCUCUGGGGGUACAGCGGCGGCGCGUUGGCCAGUGAGUGGGCCGCUGAGCUGGCGGUGCAGUACGCGCCCAAGAUGAAGUUCGCGGGUAUUGCUCUGGGGGGGUUGACGCCUAACGUGACGGGUGUGACGGACUUUUUGAACGGAAAGGAGGGUGCCGGGCUGAUACCUGCGGGACUGCUGGGGAUCGCGACCCAGCAUCCGGACGCGUACCGCUGGAUUGUGUCGAGGCUGCGGCCCGCGCUAAGGGAUAGGUUCUUGUCCGUCAGGAAGAUGACGGCGCGGCAGGCCAUCAGGACGUUUAUGUAUAACGACAUCUACUCGUACUUUGUGGGCGGGUAUAAAGAUCUGCAUACGAGGGUGAUGCAGAUGAUGUACAACAUCGACGGGUUCAUGGGAUACCAUGGCGUGCCGAGAAUGCCCGUCUUCAUUUAUAACGCCGUUCACGACGAGUUGAGCGAUAUCAAGGAGGUGGACGAACUUGUGGACAGGUUCUGUGGAGUGGGAGCGAACAUCUUGUACCACCGGAACUUGGCUGGCACCCACCAUCAGGAGAUCGUCAACGGAAGACAGCGGGCAUUUGCGUGGCUCAGGAGUGUGCUGGACGGGAGUUAUGAUCAGCUGUACUCCAGCAUGGGGUGUACCAUCCAGAAUGUCACAUACAACCUGGCGCCGUACGUCGGGUGGUGGUAGGCGGAUGCGAAUUAGAAAUUUCCGGUCUUAUUCGGCGGAGAUGCCGGAACGUCUACCGUGCCAUGAUGAGUUAAGCUUGAGUAUCAAGAGAGGUUUCUUCCCAUUUGUCGAUAUCCUGGAUCAACCUGUGAGUCGAAAAGUGGUAGAUAGGGGCAGAGAAAUGGAAGUCUCGAAGCUGUCAAGUCCAGCUCGUGAAGCGGCCUUUGGUGGUAAGUAGGAUCACUUCGAGUCGAUCGGGAUGGCUGGACGUCUCUGGAAACCAAUCUCCGAGUUCUAUUGAGGAGAGAACGC